Molecule: messenger RNA, 651 nt
Organism: Effrenium voratum
Lineage: Eukaryota; Dinophyceae; Suessiales; Symbiodiniaceae
Source: the annotation of a GenBank genome assembly
AUGUCGAUGACCGACCGCCUCAAGGAGUACCACCGGACGCUUCGCCAGAAGAGGGGAGAGGAGCUGUCCAUGAAACAAGUGGCCGGAUCCUUUGGGGGUCUCUACUUGGUCAUCCACAUGUUGCAGUACUUCGACAUUUGGACGCUUUUGCUGCUGAUGGUGGGCAUUUACUUCGUGUACAGGCAGAUCCAGGAGAACUGGGACAAGAUCAUGGCCGCCUUUACUCAGGAGAGCCCUCCUGAGCGGGUCGCCGUGUCCGGCAAGAGCUCCAAGCCCAAAGGGCUGCAGGGGGCCCUCUCAGUGUUCCAGGCCCCUGGAAACCACGGGGAGGACCGGGAAGCCUUCGAACGGACCGUGGACUUCCUCUCCUCAGUGCCGUUAUUCAAGAAGCAGUUGCCGAAGUCCGAGUUGCCGAAGGUAGCGCAGGAGUUGAAGCGAAGGACUUGGCAGCCGGGUCAGCAGUUGGUGAGACAGGGCGAGGUGGGCAGAGCACUCUUCCUCAUCGAGUGUGGUGAAUGCACAGUGGUCACCCGCGAGACGCCCCAGUCCCCGGAAGUCGUCCGCACGACUCUGGUGGCCGGAGACUACUUCGGAGGGCACACCCUGAUCAACGAGCGCUGUGGCCACCAUCGUCGCCGGCGGCGGCUCUAA